AUGUGCCUAUCGUCUGGAUUUUCUCUCGUCUCACUACACGACAAUCUACAAUCGAGCAUCAUGAGCGGACGCGGCAAAGGAGGAAAAGCAAAGAGCGGCAAAUCGAAGACCCGGUCGUCCCGUGCCGGACUCCAGUUCCCGGUCGGUCGUAUCCAUCGUCUGUUGAGGAAGGGCAACUACGCCGAGCGCGUCGGUGCCGGCGCUCCCGUGUACCUGGCCGCCGUCAUGGAGUACUUGGCCGCUGAAGUGUUGGAGUUGGCCGGUAACGCCGCCCGUGACAACAAGAAGACCCGUAUCAUCCCCAGACAUUUACAGUUGGCCAUCAGGAACGACGAGGAGUUGAACAAACUGUUGUCCGGCGUCACCAUCGCCCAAGGUGGUGUGCUGCCCAACAUCCAGGCCGUCCUUUUGCCCAAGAAGACCGAGAAGAAAGCUUAAGAACGUCGUCGCCGUAUUUAUACAUAUUAAAACGGCCCUUUUCAGGGCCACCAAAUAUUAACUA
Molecule: messenger RNA, 502 nt
Organism: Adelges cooleyi (spruce gall adelgid)
Lineage: Eukaryota; Metazoa; Arthropoda; Insecta; Hemiptera; Adelgidae
Product: histone H2A-like
Exons: 2
Coding region: 1-438 (145 amino acids)
Cellular component (GO): nucleosome
Molecular function (GO): DNA binding; protein heterodimerization activity; structural constituent of chromatin
Source: RefSeq, a predicted model, not a curated record